Messenger RNA from Penicillium taxi, 1149 nucleotides. RefSeq lists its product as uncharacterized. Gene Ontology annotation, biological process: D-sorbitol catabolic process. Gene Ontology annotation, molecular function: zinc ion binding; L-iditol 2-dehydrogenase (NAD+) activity. The transcript has 2 exons. Lineage: Eukaryota; Fungi; Ascomycota; Eurotiomycetes; Eurotiales; Aspergillaceae. Bases 1 to 1149 code for a protein of 382 amino acids. The record is from RefSeq and is a predicted model, not a curated record.
AUGCAGAAUCCCUCUUGCCUCCUUUAUCAGUCUGAAGAUGUUAGAAUCGGAGACGUGCCACUUCCAAUCAUCGAAGAAGAUCAUGAUGUGAUAAUCAGAAUCGCCUAUGUUGGUAUCAGCGACAGUGAUGUCCAACUCUGGCUUGAUGGCAGUGCCGAAUACUUAGUGUCAGAGGAAUACCCUCUUAUAAUGGGCCACGAAGCCUCAGGAAUCGUACACGCUGUCGGUCCGGCUGUGCAAAACCUCCAACCUGGCGAUGCCGUAACUAUAGAGCCAGGCAUAGCCUGUCGACUCUGUAGCCGUUGCAAACUAGGCAAGUACAAUCUAUGUCCUGAGAUGAGAUUUGCUGGAAGCCCACCUACGCAUGGCGCUCUGUCAAAGUACUUCAAGAUGCCUGCGGACUGCUGCUACAAGAUCCCGCCUAGUGUAGGCAGACCGUUCGGGUUGGACGAGGCGUGCCUGAUUGAGCCGCUGGCUGUGGCUGUGCAUUCUGUGCGACAAAUCGGCGUGCAGCCUGGUGAUAAAGUUAUUGUGUUUGGAGCUGGGACGAUCGGGUUGCUGUGUGCUGCUGUUGCGCGCGAACACGGUGCGAGUAUGAUUACUACUAUCGAUACUAGUCGCGAGAGACUGGAUACUGCGCACUCAUUUGUUCCGAAUGGGCGGUUGGCCUUUUCGUCUGUUUUGAUGAACCAUGCGCUUACGCCCUCUGAGAACGCGAGGUGUUUACGUGGGGCUAUGGAUCGUCAGUCAUAUUUGAGUGAGUCGGAUGUGCCGGGGUAUGAUGUGGCUAUUGAGACUUCUGGUAUGGAGAGCUACAUUCAGAUGGGGAUCUAUUCUCUGCGGGUUGGGGGGUCCUUUGUGCAGACGGGGUUAGGUCCGAAUGUGGACUUUCCUAUGUCGGCUGUUUUAGAAAACGAGGUUAAUAUGAAGGGGGCGUAUAAAUAUGGGCCGGGUGAUUUCAAGCUAGCUCUCGAGCUCGCCUUUACAAGGAAGAUUGAGUUGCAGUCUAUGAUCAAGAAGGUUGUGGCUUUUGAAAAAUUCGCCGAUGCUUUGGAAUUGAUUAGAAAGGGGAGCCUGAAGGGGAAAGUAUUAAUUCGCGGAGCUGGGUUUACAGAUGGGAUCGAUAGGGACAGUUCCGAAGAGAGAUAG